Molecule: messenger RNA, 7562 nt
Organism: Dunckerocampus dactyliophorus (ringed pipefish)
Lineage: Eukaryota; Metazoa; Chordata; Actinopteri; Syngnathiformes; Syngnathidae
Gene: patz1
Product: POZ/BTB and AT hook containing zinc finger 1
Exons: 6
Coding region: 375-2582 (735 amino acids)
Biological process (GO): regulation of immune system process; regulation of cytokine production; negative regulation of transcription by RNA polymerase II
Molecular function (GO): protein binding
Source: RefSeq, a predicted model, not a curated record
UUGUGUCAACAGGAAGAGGAGACCGCGUCUUUCAUAUUUUCUCAUACCUUUUUAAAACACCCCUGAAGCACGUCUAUGUUGAUAAUGUGGAAGCGAGACGGGAAUCAACUAAAAAAACAAUUGGCUCAAUGGAAACCUUUCAGAGUCUUCCGGACAUCAACCCCCCACCCGUGAAGAAAGCAGGGUUCAAAGUUCACAGGAAGCUGGGGGGGCUGCCAUCUUUAGCUUACUGCUAGCGCUAGCAUCUGAACGUAAAGGGGGGUUGUUGCUAGCUAAUCGUUAACUGUUACCUAACCGACGGCUCGCCUCUGCUAGCUACCGUCCUUUCUCCCACCGUGGCCGCUCACGACCCUUCGCCGGUGGAUGAAUUCGGCAUGGAUAAAGUAGCGGAGCCGUCUUGGACUUCUUCGUACACCUACCAGGUGAGCAAGCACAGCGCCGAGAUGCUACACAACCUCAACGUCCAGAGGAAAGAUGGAGGCAGGUUCUGCGACGUGAUCCUGCGCGUCGGCGAGGAAAGCUUCCCCGCGCACAAGGCGGUGCUGGCGGCGUGUAGCGAGUACUUCGAGUCGGUCUUCGGCAGUGGGGGUGACGCCAGGGAGCUGGAGAUGCACACCAUCAGCCCGAAAGUUUUCAAAGACAUCUUGGACUUCGCGUACACGUCAAGGAUUGUGGUAAGGCUGGAAAGCUUCCCCGAAUUGAUGACAGCUGCCAAGUUUCUGUUGAUGCGCUCCGUCAUCGAGAUCUGCCAGGAGGUCAUCAAACAAUCCAAUGUACAAAUCCUCGUCCCCGCAUCAAGGGGAGGAAACGCCAGCCUCUUCCAGGCCGUUGGAUCCACGGAGCUGGGCUUCACGGUCGCCCAGCAGGAGGACUUGGUGAACGGGCUGCAGGUGAACGGGCAGAGCUUUGCUAACAAUGGACUUGUGGAUGGAGGUGGACUCCUGGAGGACGCCGCUGAGGGAUCGAUGCACAUCCUCCAGCAAGUCGAAGGUCUACCUGCUGUAACAACGGGAAGCUCCUUUCAUCACGGCACCAAGCGGGGAAGGGGGAGACCUAAGAAGGCAGGUGGGUCAGAAGAGCCUGUCCCCUUCAACCACAACACACAGAAAGACAUUGUCCUCUUCCCGUGCGGGGCUUGUGGCAAAGCUUUCACCGAAGCCUCCCGUCUGAAGAACCACGAAGCCCAACACGGAGCUACCAUCAGUGGCCGCUCAACGCCCGGUAACAUAGGGAUGCUGGGCCAGGAGAACGGGGAACAUUUCCCUGGGGACCUGACACUGGACAACGGUCGUAAGAGGGAGAGGACGCGGCGGCACGUCGGCUGUGACAUUUGCGGUAAAGUCUUUCGGGAUGUUUACCACCUAAACCGACACAAGCUGUCGCACUCCGGGGAAAAACCCUAUGCGUGUCAUGUGUGCGGACUGCGCUUCAAACGCAAAGACAGGAUGUCAUAUCAUGUGCGCUCCCACGACGGCUCGGUGGGAAAACCGUACGUGUGUCAAAGUUGCGGAAAAGGCUUUUCCAGACCAGACCACCUGAACGGGCAUAUCAAGCAAGUCCAUACAACAGAGAGACCCCACAAGUGCCAGAUUUGUAAUGCCUCUUUUGCAACAAGAGAUCGCCUCAGGUCACACCUCGCAUGUCACGAGGACAAAAUUCCGUGCAAAGUUUGCGGCAAGUUCCUCCGAGCGGCCUACAUGACGGACCACCUCAAGAAACACAGCGAAGGGACUCACAACUACUGCGGCAUUUGCAACAAAGGUUUCUCCACUGCCUCCUACCUUAAGGUGCAUACAAAGACGCAUCAUGGCUCUCCACUGCCCCCCUCAGCCACAUUGCACACCUUUCCUCAGCCAAGCGGGGAACUACAGAUGCACAAUGGCAUCCCUUACCACAUGGGACGCCAGUGCUCAGUGGAAGACGCCAGUCGACAGCUGGUACUCUCCUCACCCGAGACAGGGGCUCGCUUUCACGGACCUCCACUCCUCCCCCAGCCAUGCCCUCCAGCAUUGGGCCCGCAGCCCGAGCUGCUUGUAGGGAAGCCAGGCGGGGCUCCGUAUUUCUGGGAGUGUCGCUCUGGUGGGGUGCCCGCUUUCCCUGUCCACGGGCCUGCUGCAGAUGGGCAGGAAAACGCUGACAAGUGUCCUCAUCUGGAUUCUGAAGAAUCGGAUCCUUCAUUUGGGGAACUGUCCAACGGUGACGAACUGAAAUCUCCACACAAAACGGACAGGCCGGAGCUGGACGUGCCGUCUUUAGCCUGCAACGGAGCCUCUGCGGGGGGCCUCAGCUCUCCGCAGGGUCCCAAAGCCAAGACGGACCCCGAGAAGAAGUUCACCUGCGCCAUUUGCGGCCAGGCCUUCCGCACCAGGUCCUACCUCAAGAAACACCAGCACAGAGUACACAAAACCCCCAGGGCUCAGGUGGGCUCGGCGUCCAGUUUAAGUGAGCUGACCCCCUUCUCGCCUCAGCAGAGCAUGUCUCUGCUGGAGUCCUUUGGCUUCCAGAUAGUCCAGUCGGCUUUUGCCUCGUCGCUGGUGGACGCAGAAGCGGGUCAAAGCGGAGUGGACUUUGGAGGGAAGUGAUGCGCUCAGUCUGCCAUGUUCCGUACAAAGCCAGGUCCCUCCGUCUUUGCCUCAAGACUACUUCUCUUGCUCAAUGUGUGUAUUUUUGCCAGACUGCCAUAUGAUUCCUACUUUUUCUACAUUUUGGAAAGUGCAUACACGCUGUUGUAAUUAUCUUUAUAAAGGCAAAAAAAGACAUGGCGCAUAGGAUGAGACGUUAGUUGUUUUUGUUAUUGUUUAAUGGGCUUUCACAUGUUUCUGCACAUGUGAUGACUCAACGGAUGCAUCCGAGUACUGUUGUGUUAUCGUCUUGGCCUUCAGAACAAUGGGCAGGGCUUGAUUGUUUGUUUAUUUAUGAUGUCCUCUUUCACCGACAGGACGCUGUAAAUGUGUCCAAUGCAAGCAAACACAAAAUCUCAGCAUGUUUCACCUUUGCUUGGGUCAUGAAAGAAGUGCAAGCAACCGACAGAAGACGAAAGUUAAAGGCACUUUUUUUUUCUUUUUCUUUUACUUUUCAAGCACAUUCUCCAGACAUGCUUGUCAGAAUCUUAAAUGUAGGCAUCGCUGUUCCCUAAACGACGACAGUGUUCCCCAUUCUUUGUGCUCCAUCCAUGCGUGUUCCUUUAUCGAGGACCAAGGUCAGCUAGAUGAUCAGUAUAUAUAUUUUAUGAAAUGUAAAUUCUAUUUUAUUAACUUAUUUAUGCCCCUGCUUUUUGGGUGCACUUUUUUGUUUGUUUGUCAAGUUUUUGUCAAUUUUGAAGCUCUUGUUCUAAGUUAUGUUAGAUGGGACGUGAGCGUGUGCACGUAGUUGCGCACCUUUCACACAGAAAUACCAUAAAAUCUGCUCCAUAACAGUUGAUCUGGCAUUUAAUCACCUGUGCCUUUUUAUACAGAACACAGCCAAGCAAGUCAGUAGAAUUACCCAUUUGACAGAAACUGUGCCGCAACAGCACAAAGUCGACUGGGCAAUUUUCCGCCUUUGAGGGUAGUAACAGAGGCGGGAUGGUGCCAGAAAGGGUGGGACAAGGGUUAGACUCUCCCGCACCAGAUGCUGUCAUUACGGCAAUAUCCCGCUGUGCCGGGUUCUGUCAGAUCUGCUGUAAUGGCUGUUUUGCGGCAUGUCUGCGUGAAAGGGGAGGUAAUGGCGGUAAUGUAAACAAAAAGGAUGUGAUCCAAAGGACCAAUCAUAGACACAAGUUAGCCAUCUGUGUGACAUUCUCUUGAAGGUAAAAUGAGCGUUUUCUACUGUGUUGUUUCAUGGAAACUCGCAGGAUACAAUUUUGGAAGUAUUUGUUGACAAAAUCCGACCUCCUGCUUAGUUAGAAAGGAUGACAAAGUGUUCCUGAUGCAACUCUGGAGUGUUUCCUCUUUGAGAGUGUGUGCGUGUGUGUGUGUGCGCGCGCACGAUGUUGCUCUUGUUUUGAUUAGAGUUUCUAUAUUAUUUAUGCUUAUAUAGUGAAUUGUAACAAGUGUAUAUACCAUCUCAUAAAUAUAUCUAAAUAUUGAAGCAGUGUGUCACUGGUGGAUGUGUACAUAAACAAUGCAUUUUGUUGUUCUUGUCUGUUGUGUUAGAGGCUUCUUGAGUUAUGUUCUUUUUGCUGUUUUGUGUGACUCCAUUAAGGCUUGUGUUGUUAUUGGAGGGCAAAGUGAAAGAUGCUUCACUCACAUUGGUACUCAAAUGUAAAAGAUGUAUUUUUUAUUCUUUGGCUUUCUGCUUUUGGUCUGUUGCAAAGUGCCUUCCAAAUACUGACUGUGCACAUCAGUGGAUUCAAACGUCGUCUUUGGGAGAAUUGUACCGUGACUUGCAAUGAAACAUUCCUUUUUUUAAUUAUUUAAAUUUUACAGAAUACAUAUACAGAAAAUGUACAGUACCUCUUCAAUACACACGCAUACACAAAGCUUUUAAAACAUGUGAGCUACAUGUUUUGUUCUUUGGACAUAUUUCAGUAUAAGCAUACUUUUCUACAGUAUAGAUCUUUGUUUUUGUACUCUGUUACUGAGUCUCUCUUGUUGCCACAGAGAUGACAAGCCAAUAAAAUGCAAUGGAAAAAAGACAUUGGCUUUUUAUUUUGAAUUUACAUUAAAACACUAAACUAUUUCAUCUUAAUAUUUUAAGCACCUUUUUAGUUUGCAGUCAUGCAUUACACAUUAUACUUGUUUAUACUUAUUAUAUUAUACUUAUUAUAUAAGUGAAUGCAACAACACUAGUUUUUUAGUAUCAUGACCUCAAAAAACACCACCCAAACGUAAAAGUAAUAAUAAUAAAAUAAAAAAACUAUACCUUCAACGUAUGAAAUGUGCAUUAUCUUUCAAAUCAGCGCUCAGUUACAUGUUUUUAAUUGUCCGUAUGUGUUAUAAGGAACACACCACACCCGUGCGUCUACCACUGCAUGAAUAAAACUAACACCUGUAAAUCAAUAGGAGUAUUCUGCGAAGCUGGUCUAGUAGGUUAGCGAGCUGUGUUGAGUGGAAAGCCGGACGUGCGUGUUCAGCGAAGGUAGCUCUCUUUUAAAGCAGCUGUAUCGCCAUGGUAACUUAGGCUAAGCUCAUAGCCUGGUCUGGUCCAGGGUAUAUCCAGGCUUUCAUCUUAAAAUGGGCUCAUUUAUUGAGGACUGACGAGGUUCCCGAGGGGACAUGAAAAAAAUAAAAUAAAAAAGAGCAUUCCCUGAUGAUAUUAUCCAUCUAUAAGCGAGAUAGACUUUCAGCCGAGGGAAUACGCAAGAUAUGCUCACGCGAGCACCAGAAAUAAAAUGCAAUAUGAAAUAUUGAUAAUUAAUGUUAGCAGAUGUAAAUGUCACAGGGGUUCUUGCGUGAGUACUCAGCCCGUUAGUCUUCUUAUAUUACAUUAUUUGCUGGAGAAUAAACACGGAGGCACCAAUCAACUGCAUUAAAACACUUGUUUUAUUAUAAAAAAGGAAAAACAUGUAAAAAGUCGCCACAAAACACGUCACACGCAAAACACUGCCAUCUAGUGGUCACAACGCGAUACAGCAGAGAAAAAUAUUCCGGAAACUAUAACAUCCAAAAUUAAGUUGUUGCUCCAAUGUAUUUAUUUUUUAAUUGGAUAAGUGUUAAUAUGUCAAAGUUGUGCAAUGUUGAGCGUUGACAAAUGGAAAGACUAGUAGGGUAUAGGUUUUUAUUAUAAUCAGCGUUAACUUGCGCAUUCACAGGCUGCAUGCUGGCAUGCCAGCUGUCGUCCCUCGCUGUAUUGGCGGCGACAGUCUCGCUCUUAGCGGUCAUAAUCUUUUGGGAACUCCUCAUAACGCUCCAUAAUAAUUACUUACUAAUUUCUUGUAAAAUACACUGGCUGGCAAGUAGAAGCAAAAUCAUAUGACGUUAAACGCCCCCUUUCCUGUGAGCGCGCACUUAGCGAGCCCAAAACCGGACUUGACAAAGCAAGUUGGCAACCACCGUCAUGGGACCAAUUAAGUCUCAUUGCUUAUACCCCCAAUAACUUCAUGUCCAGUUGUUAAACAAGGUUUAAAAACAUGAGAUAGUGUCGCUCAUUUCUUAUGACACCAACCAAAAAUCUCACUUUUACUAGCCCACACACUGAGUUUUUGAAAAUCUCCACUCUGGCUGAAGUCGUGGCCAAUUACGCAAAUUAGUUGAUGAUGUAUUCUAGCCCCUCCCCUUGCACCCCAAGUCCACAUAUAGAUUGCAGUAUUGUGUUCAAGAAUGGAGUGAGAUGUGUUUUUCGGAGAGGAAAAGCAUGGAUGGGUUUUCCCACAUAUGAAAGAUUUGGAAUGCUGACUCAUGAAUAUGUGGGGAUCCACUGUAACGACAUACAUGAUUCCAGAAACAAGUCAAUAAAUACUUGGUCGGAUGUUACAACUUAGUGGCCAGUUCAAUGUCUCUGUUCUUGUAAUUGAGUUUGUUGAAGUCCUCCAUAAUUUCCACCAUUGUCUUGCCUUUGGUCUCUGGCACCAAGCAGAUGAGGAAGGCCGAACUAAAGAGGCAAUAGACCACAAAGAUCAGGAAGCAGUAUUGGCCCAGUCCCUCCUGCAUGGACACAGUGCAAAGCAAUGUAACACCAGCGUGGUGACUUGUAGAACGAAGACAGUGAUACGAUGGUCUCACCACCACGUAGCUGAAACACAUGCCCACGAGGAACAAGCUGAGCCAGUUGACGGUGCCGCUGAUGACGAAAGCGGCGGGACGCCAUGCUUGCAGGAAGAGGUCAGAGGGAAGAGCCAUAGUCACUCCAGCUGGGGAGAACAAAUGCAUAUUUACAUAUUACCAUGCACUUCAAUUAAAAAGAGGGUGUUCAUAUUUGUGGAGCAGAACUUACAGGGCCCAAAUCCAUACAUGCAGAUGACACAAAAAAUCAAGGCGAUGUUCAAAUACGGGAUCCAUGAAUACAUAUCCUGCAAAAGAACACUUGGCAUGCUAACAUAUAACAGGGUAGAAACUACAGUUGAAAAUGUUCUAAGCCUCUUCAUACAGUAUAUCUACUGUAGUACUUGGCUGUAUCGUGUAACGAGGUCAAGGUGGGAGAGAAGAUACCUUGAUGGACAGCAUGGCAGUAAGAAGAGCCAUGGUGACCCCCAUCAUUAAAUAGCCAUAGCCCAUCAGCUUUUUCCGGCCAGCACGGUCUAUUAUGAAGCACUGAAGCACAGCCAGGAGGAAGGCAGUUAUAAAGCAUCAUGCAUGGUCUUAUACUGUAUACAGAUACAGUAUAACUUGCUUCUUCCUGCAAACAUACUGUACAUACUGUAGCACAUUGUGUUUAAAUGGCAUAUAAGAUUAGACAGAGAUAUGAUUGGACACGUCAGUGUGUGAAUGACUACACAAUAUUUACUUCCCUGCCUUUCUCUCCCCUUAAAUAUGUUUGUUUUAAUGUAGAUUUUUUUUCUACAUCAUCAAUAUGUGGCUUGUCACUCAUUUUCUUUUCAUUUUCUGUUAUUUUCCAUAUCCUUUGGUAGGAAUUUUCUCUUUAAAUUUACAUCUUUUUUAACAUGAUACAUUUGUGGAUUUUUUUUACAGUUUGUAAUUUGCUUU